AUGCGAGUAAGUGCUGGUGGUGGUACCAUUGCGGCCCCAUUGUUGCUACCUCAGCAGUUUGUUGAACCAUUACCAAACGCGCCGGUAGAAAUUAGUGAGCUACAUUAUGGUCUUCUCUCUCGUGGUGAUAUUCACCGUCUCUCUGUUCUUCCAUGUCGCCGUGUUAUUGGAGCAGUAAAGGAGUACGGUGUGAAUGAUGCUCAUCUCGGCGUAUGUGAUCGUGUUUCAGUGUGUGCCACCUGUGGACUGCGUAGUAUUGACUGCGUUGGUCAUCCAGGACACAUUGAUCUUGAGGUACCAGUCUUUCAUCUUGGUUUCUUUACUACUAUUCUUCGUAUUUGUCGAACUAUCUGUAAACGUUGCUCUCAUGUUUUGUUAGAUGAUUCGGAAAUUGAAUACUAUAAGCGAAGACUUUCAUCUACAAAACUUGAACCACUGCAACGUGCGGCGCUAAUUAAAACUAUACAGACGGAUGCUUAUAAAACGCGUGUAUGUCUAAAGUGUGGUGGAUUAAAUGGAGUGGUACGACGAGUACGUCCUUUAAGACUUGUUCAUGAAAAAUACCGUGUUGAUCUUCGCCGUGGUGAAGAGUCUGUUGAGAAUACAGAAGUUUUUUUUGAACAUGAUAUGCGUACAGCACGUACUUAUAAUAAGGUAAUAGAUGAAAACAAAGAAAAUAUUCACGAUUUCUUAGAUCCUGUACGGGUAAGACAAUUAUUCCUUGCGGUUCCACCAGAAGAAGUUAUACUUCUCGGUUUAUCUCCAGGCACAAGUCCUGUAGAUUUACUCGUAACAACACUUUUGGUACCUCCUGUUCCUGUACGUCCGCGUGGUACAGCUGGGACUGGAACAAUUCGUGAUGAUGAUUUAACAGGACAAUAUAAUGAUAUUCUCGUUAGUUCUGAUACAUUACAGGAUGGUUCACUAGAUGCCACUAAAUACACAGAAACUUGGGAAAUGCUUCAAAUGCGUUCUGCACGAUUGCUUGAUUCUGCAUUACCUGGUUUUCCUCCAAGUAUGCGUACAGCUGAUGUAAAAUCAUACGCACAACGUUUAAAAGGUAAACAUGGAAGAUUUCGAGGAAAUCUUAGUGGAAAACGUGUAGAUUUUUCUGGUCGUUCUGUUAUUUCACCAGAUCCAAAUUUGGAUGUGGAUGAAUUAGCAGUUCCUUUACGUGUUGCUCGUGUUUUGACGUAUCCUCAGCGUGUUUUUAAGUCAAAUUUAGAACUUAUGCGACGAUUAGUACGCAAUGGACCUCGUGUUCAUCCAGGUGCCAUUACAGUUUUUUUGGCACAGGAGGGAUCGAAAAAAUCGCUUAACAAUGAACGUGAUAGGGAAGCACUUGCGGCUCGAUUAAGUGUUGGAGAUGUGGUAGAGCGACAUGUUAUGAAUGGUGAUGUAGUUUUAUUUAAUCGUCAACCUUCACUUCAUCGUAUCUCUAUGAUGGCACAUCGUGCACGUGUGUUACCAUUUCGUACUUUUCGAUUUAAUGAAUGUUGUUGUGCCCCAUAUAAUGCCGAUUUUGAUGGUGAUGAAAUGAAUGUUCAUCUUGUACAAACUGAAGAAGCACGUGCAGAAGCGUUUCAGCUUAUGUCAACAGCGAAGAAUAUUAUUACAGCUAAAAAUGGUGAACCUAUUAUUGCGUGUACACAAGAUUUUCUUGCUGCAGCUUAUCUCGUAACUGCACGUGAUAUAUUUUUUGACCGUUCACAAAUGUCCCAGAUGGUAGCCCAUUGGCUUGGUCCAGUGACUCAAUUUCGUUUACCAAUACCAGCUAUACUAAAACCAGUAGAGUUGUGGACGGGUAAACAACUCUUUGAACUUAUUGUUCGUCCCUCACCUGGUGUGGAUGUAUUGUUGAAUCUUGAAGCCAGCGCAAAGUUCUACAGUAAACGUGGGAAGUAUGAUUGUCCAGCGGAGGGCUAUGUAGCUUUUCUGGAUUCAUGUUUUAUCUCUGGUCGAUUGGACAAAAAAUUGCUUGGUGGUGGAGCCAAGGAUGGACUUUUUGCUCGUCUACACACUCUUGCAGGAGGUGCCUACACCGCACGUAUUAUGUCUCGCAUUGCUCAAUUCACCUCCCGCUAUUUAUCUAAUUACGGUUUUAGUCUUGGACUUGGGGAUGUCGCCCCAACACCGCAACUAAACGCACAGAAGGCAGCAGUACUCACACGCUCCUUCGCCACAUGUGAUGCACUCAUCGUGGCUGCAAAGACGGGCCGUAUGGAACCACUUCCUGGUCUCACAGUACGACAAUCACUUGAGGCACGCCUUAACGCAGAAUUAUCAAAAGUACGUGAUGAGUGCGGUACAGCUGCUGUAGAGACACUUUCUAUUGAGACAAACACACCACUUAUGAUGGUACAAUCUGGAAGUAAAGGUAGUGCCCUAAAUAUUGCGCAAAUGAUGGCAUGUGUUGGACAACAAACUGUAAGUGGAAAACGUAUUUUAAACGCUUUUCAAGAUCGUUCAUUACCACAUUUUUACCGAUUUGAAGAAGCUCCAAGUGCACGUGGUUUUGUUGCGAAUUCUUUUUACUCUGGUUUAACACCUACCGAAUUUUUCUUCCAUACAAUGGCUGGUCGUGAAGGUCUUGUAGAUACGGCUGUUAAGACAGCUGAGACAGGGUAUAUUUACCGUCGUCUUAUGAAAGCUAUGGAAAACCUCAGUGUACGUUAUGAUGGUACAGUGCGAAACACAAGAGGAGAUGUGGUACAAUUGAAGUUUGGAGAAGAUGGACUCGAUCCACAACUCAUGGAAGGUGUUGCAGGAACGGCAUUGAAUUUGGAUCAGGAAUGGUUAAGUGCACGUGCAGCGUAUGCAAGGUGGGUUGUGGAAUACCAUAGUUUUUCUAAAACCAAUACCAAUAAUAUCAAUAAUACUAAAAAAAUUGUGGAUAAUAAGGAAAGUACGAAGAAUACGAGAAGAAAGAAAAAAAAUACUGACCUUAAUACUCCAUCUAAUCUUGAUGACGAAUUUAUUUCCUUACUUCCUACUGAAGUGCCUUCCUUUGUUGCGGCUUGUUUGAGUGGGGACCGGUCAGUAUUGGAAUCCUGUGAACGGCAAGAAUAUGAAGAAGAAUGUAAUCAGAACGAGAGAUGUGUUCAAAAAGUAGGAGAGGGUCAAUCUCAGAAACAACAAUCCCGAUCACGACGAGCGGCAUUAAUAGCUAGUCUUGCAAGUAUGAGUAGUAUGAAGUUCAAGGAAGAUGUUCAAGCUUUCUUUAUGAAAAAGGUUAAAGAACAAGAACGAAUUCGAACUUUGCUUGAACUCUCCUCAAAUGCCCGGGAACGAAUUGGUAAAAAAACUUGUAAUGAAAAUGCUUCCACGAAAGCAGAAGAAGAAAAAGAAGCCAGUGAACUUCGACUUCUUGAAACACUUCAAACAGAACUUUUACCAUUAACACGUACAAUGGUAACCCGAUUUCUUGCCCAGUGUGGAAGCAAGUAUAUUCACAAAAUUUGCGAACCUGGUACUCCAUGUGGAGCUAUUGCUGCACAAUCCGUUGGUGAACCAAGUACACAAAUGACAUUACGAACAUUUCACUUUGCUGGUGUAGCAAGUAUGAGUAUUACACAGGGUGUACCACGUUUAGUGGAAAUUAUUAACGCUAAUCGCAAUAUUGCAACUCCAGUAGUAACAGCACCGGUACGAAGAUUACUUGUACAACCAAUGAAAGGAAAUGAAAAGGCUGAAGAAGAAUCACAAGAGGUUUUUGAACAACGUGUACGAGGAGUAAAAGCUCAGGUAGAACGUGUAUUACUUAAGGAAAUAACCUCAGAAAUGGUAGAAGUUUGUACGGCAACUGAGUUUUAUCUCCGUAUACACCUUAAUAUGUCUGUUAUUUCAAAACUUCGUCUUCCUAUUAAUGCUAUUACCGUACGAGAACGAAUUUUGGCGGCAGGAGCUCGACCCAUGUCUCCAUUGCGUUUACUACGUGAAGAUUGUAUUGAAGUGAUGAGUCUUGAUACACUUGCUGUCUACCCAUACUUUCUUGAGGCACACCGUGUUCAUUUUAACAUUCGCAAUCUACUAACAUUACUACCAGAUGUUGUUGUGGGUGGUAUUGCUGGUAUUAAUCGUGCGAUGAUUUCCUCCAGCGGGGCGGAAGUACUUGCAGAAGGGGCAGAGCUGCGGGCGGUGAUGAAUCUUCCAGAUGUGGAUGCACCGCGUGUGAUGUGCAAUCACGUUGCUGUAGUGGAACGGGUAUUGGGCAUUGAGGCAGCGCGGCAAGUUAUUGUAAGUGAGAUACAAGGCAUUCUCAAAGCAUACAGUCUUAGCAUUGAUGUGCGGCAUGUGUAUCUCUUAGCCGAUCUGAUGACCCAACGUGGUGUGGUGUUGGGUAUCACACGAUAUGGUAUUCAAAAGAUGAACUUUAAUGUUCUCACAAUGGCCUCCUUUGAGCGUACGACGGAUCAUCUCUACAGUGCAGCCGCAACACAACGUGUGGAUAGGAACCUUAGUGUGUCGGAGAGCAUCAUUGUUGGUAAGCCAGUUCCACUCGGGACAACUUCCUUUAACCUCAUUUUUGAUUGCCAAGAUAUUUCAUCUACGGUAUCUACAUCCAAGAAGAGUGCAGUUGGACGUGUAAAGGGUGUAAUGGGUAAGAGUUAUCAUCAUCAUUGUACGCCUCAUGUGGCACCACUAGCAGCAGAAGGAGCUUUCCAUCUGGAUAUCUUCUAG
Trypanosoma theileri is the source of this 4680-nucleotide messenger RNA. Its product is annotated as DNA-directed RNA polymerase III largest subunit. Gene Ontology annotation, molecular function: DNA binding; DNA-directed RNA polymerase activity. The record is from RefSeq and is a predicted model, not a curated record. NCBI's taxonomy places the organism in Eukaryota, Euglenozoa, Kinetoplastea, Trypanosomatida, Trypanosomatidae. Gene Ontology annotation, biological process: DNA-templated transcription. Bases 1 to 4680 code for a protein of 1559 amino acids. The transcript has a single exon.